AAAUGGCGGAUAUGGACGAACUGUUCGGGAGCGAUGGCGAUAGCGACAAUGAGCAACGAGAUUCCGGCUCUGGUUCUGGCUCUGAUUCGGAUCAUGAGAGACCAAGAUCUGCCAGCAACGCUUCUGGAAGCGAGAGUGCUCAGAGUGACCGAGAUCAUGAUGAUGAUGAAGAUGAAGAUGGCGGAAAGCCUAGCAAUAAAGAGCUGUUUGGAGACGACAGUGAAGAUGAGCACGGCAGCCAGCACAGCGGGAGCCAGCACAGCGGCAGCCGGCACAGCGGCAGCCGGCACAGCGGCAGCAGGCACAGUGGCAGUAGGCACAGUGGCAGCCAGCACAGCGGGAGCCAAUCAGAGCGAUCGGGCAACCAAUCAGACGCCACCAUGCACUCUGACAAUGAACACAGCAUGUCUGAGGCCCAUCGUGGUGAGCAGGAUGAUGAGGAUGAUGAUGACAGAGGCCACAGGUCAGACGUAGGCAGUCCAGCCUCAGGAGCAGGAAGCCGCAGGUCGGACAGAGGAAGUGGAAGUCCAGGGUCAGAGGCGGGAAGUCCACGCUCAGAAGCUGGAAGUGGUCAUUCGGAUCCUGGAACCCCACAUACAGAUGGAGAGGGGUCAGGGAAAGAUGCCCAUUCUGGAGAUGAGAAGUGGGGUGGAGAUGGAAAAAGUGACCAGUCGGAGGACGAGGACAAACAGCAGAACUCUGAUGAUGAGAGGGAGCGAUCUGAUGAAGAAGGGGAGAGGCAGAAAUCAGAGUCGAUUAAGGGCAGUGACAGCGAGGAUGAUUUCACACGCAAGAAAAAGAAAAAGAUUGCUUCGGACUCGGACUCAGACUCUGAUGCUGAAACACAGGGUGGUAAGAAGCCUGCAGCAAAUGAUCUUUUUGGGGAGGCAGAUGAUAUUUCGUCAGACAGCGAUGCAGAGAAACCUCUCACACCUGGCCAACCAUUGGAUGCAGAUGACGGAAUGGAGGGAGAUCAGCCUGAGGAAGAGCCAGCUCCAGAGACGAGGAUUGAAGUGGAGAUACCUAAAGUCAGCACAGACCUGGGCAGCGAUCUCUACUUCGUCAAAUUACCCAACUUUCUCAGUGUGGAGCCCAGGCCGUUCGACCCUCAGUACUAUGAGGAUGAGUUUGAGGAUGAGGAGAUGUUAGACGAGGAAGGAAGAACUCGUCUAAAGCUAAAGGUGGAGAACACCAUCAGGUGGCGCUCUCGACGGGAUGAGGAGGGCAAUGAAGUCAAGGAGAGCAAUGCUAGGAUUGUUAAAUGGUCUGACGGCAGCAUGUCUCUGCACCUGGGGAACGAAGUGUUUGAUGUGUAUAAAGCUCCACUGCAGGGUGACCACAAUCACCUGUUCAUCCGCCAGGGCACAGGACUGCAGGGUCAGGCUGUGUUCAAGACCAAACUCACCUUCAGACCUCACUCCACAGACAGCGCCACACACAGGAAGAUGACGCUCUCUCUUGCCGACCGCUGUUCAAAGACACAGAAGAUCCGAAUUUUGCCCAUGGCUGGCAGAGACCCAGAGUCCCAGAGAAAUGAGAUGAUCAAGAAAGAAGAGGAGAGGUUACGUGCGUCCAUCAGGCGCGAGUCCCAGCAGAGGCGCAUGAGAGAGAAACAGCAUCAACGAGGUCUGAACGCCGGCUACCUGGAGCCUGACCGCUACGAUGAGGACGAAGAGGGUGAAGAGUCCAUUAGCCUGGCUGCAAUCAAGAGCAAAUAUAAGGGUGGAGGAGGUCUAAGGGAGGAACGAGCCAGGAUCUAUUCGUCAGACAGCGAUGAAGGUUCUGAUGAAGACAAGGCCCAGCGACUGAUGAAGGCCAAGAGACUGGACAGCGAUGAGGAGGGAGAGAACUCUGGAAAGAGGAAGGCAGAGGAAGAUGAGGAAUCUGCUUCAAAGAAGCCCAAAAAGUAUGUCAUUAGUGAUGAAGAAGACGAGGACGGAGAUGGAGAACGCGAUGGAGACCGAGAGAGAGGCGGGGAUAUGGAUGGAGACGGAGAUGGAGAUAUGGAAGGAGAUGGAGAUGUGGACAGAGACGGAGAUAUGGAUGGAGAUGGAGAAGGCGAUGGAGAGGGAGACGGAGAGGAAGACGAGUAAUUUUUUUUUUCUUAAUUUUUUUUUUUUUUACAUUAAUGUUUUGAUCGGCUAAUUGUUGGUUAAGUACGUGUUUAGUCCAGAAAAUCAAUUGUGCAGUUAACUGAUUGUAUAUUUUAUAAUGUCAGAAGAUGUUCAUCAUUCAACAGGUUAAUAAAGAGCAAUAACCUCAGUAA
Molecule: messenger RNA, 2266 nt
Organism: Danio rerio (zebrafish)
Lineage: Eukaryota; Metazoa; Chordata; Actinopteri; Cypriniformes; Danionidae
Gene: leo1
Product: LEO1 homolog, Paf1/RNA polymerase II complex component
Biological process (GO): transcription elongation by RNA polymerase II
Cellular component (GO): Cdc73/Paf1 complex; nucleus
Source: RefSeq, marked provisional